AUGUCGUUUGAUUAUUGCACGAAGGAGUUGAAGAAUUUAUCGGCGAGAGUGAAAGCACCGGAUGGAUCGAACGAGGGAUGUGCCGUGCGCGUGAUCGAUUCUGAUCAUAUUGGUGAGUGGUCGUUCAUUACGGGCAUAAUGCGGAUGGUUUAUUCAAAACAGUGCUCUUGUUGUACCUACCAUUUACUCAGAUACUAA
Anisakis simplex (herring worm) is the source of this 198-nucleotide messenger RNA. NCBI's taxonomy places the organism in Eukaryota, Metazoa, Nematoda, Chromadorea, Rhabditida, Anisakidae. The record is from the annotation of a GenBank genome assembly.